Messenger RNA from Glarea lozoyensis ATCC 20868, 885 nucleotides. RefSeq names its product bZIP transcription factor. The coding region runs from base 1 to 885 and encodes 294 amino acids. The transcript has 3 exons. Gene Ontology annotation, molecular function: transcription cis-regulatory region binding; DNA-binding transcription activator activity, RNA polymerase II-specific. NCBI's taxonomy places the organism in Eukaryota, Fungi, Ascomycota, Leotiomycetes, Helotiales, Helotiaceae. The record is from RefSeq and is a predicted model, not a curated record. Gene Ontology annotation, cellular component: RNA polymerase II transcription regulator complex.
AUGGACUUCAACAACAACUAUUUCUCAGCCUCAGCCCAGCAGUAUGGGUUCCCAGUCCACCAGUUACCCCCCCCAGGCCCUCCCUCACUCUCCAUGGGUUCUGACGACUACAGCAACAAUUCUCCUCCAGAAGCAACGUUCCAUGACUUCCAGACAUUCGACCCGUAUGCCAACCAGCAUUUCCCUAUAGCAAAGUCAAUAACACCCGUCACCCCGGUUCAGCAGCUACCGAAGCAUACGCAGCAGGUUAACAAUAAUCCGGCCUUAGGAGGGUUUGACCCCGUCAACUACCAAGACCAAGAACGCCGCGAAAGUCCCAGUGACGAUGACGAGAAGACACCCGCCCAGACACGGCGCAAGGCGCAGAAUCGAGCAGCGCAACGAGCCUUCCGCGAGCGCAAAGAACGCCAUGUGAAAGAACUCGAGGCGAAACUGGCCGCUCUGACGCAAAACUCGGCGACAGUCGCCGAAGAGAACGAGCGACUCAAGUUACAAUUGCAAAAGACCGAGACCGAGAAUCAGAUCCUGAUGGCGACGUCUCACCACUCCCAGCGGACCAGCUCUCAGUCACCCCAGGCCACGGGGCCUAUGAGCUUCUCGCCCACGGACUUCUACUCGGAAGUUCUAAUUGGACAUGAUAACAAGACUCCAAGUCAUCGAAUUGUCACCAGUGAGAGUGGCGAACGGCUUCUUGCAGCCGGGGCUACAUGGGAUUAUAUCAUCAAGCAUGACCUCUUCCAACGAGGUCUUGUCGACGUUGGUGAUGUGAGUGAUCGUUUGAAAAGAGUAGUGCGAUGCGAUGGCCAAGGACCUGUGUUCGAAGAACGAGAAAUCCUUUUAGCGAUUGAGCAGAGCGUCGCUAGCGGCAGUGAUGAACUUCUAUGA